This is a messenger RNA of Necator americanus (New World hookworm), 339 nucleotides long. RefSeq lists its product as uncharacterized. Bases 1 to 339 code for a protein of 112 amino acids. The transcript has a single exon. The record is from RefSeq and is a predicted model, not a curated record. Lineage: Eukaryota; Metazoa; Nematoda; Chromadorea; Rhabditida; Ancylostomatidae.
AUGAAGAAUGGAAAAUCUGGUGGAGGCGACGGGACAGAAAUGCUAAGAUAUCUUCCUCCGUCUGGGAUUCGUGAGAUGACAAAGAUCAUCCGUUCAAUAUGGAUAAGCGAAAGGAUACUUGAUUCGUGGAGACACGCUAUCAUAAUUCCCCUCCACAAGAAGUUAUCCGUCACGGACCCAAGGAAUUAUCGAGGAAUCUCUUUGCUGCGUGUUAUGUACAAGGUACUGGAGCGCAUUAUCCUGGACCGACUCAUUAAACAUCGCGAAGAAACAACGCGCGACGAGCAAGCUGGCUUUCGUUCUGGCCGAUCUACCAGGUGUUCAUCGUCAGGAGAGUGA